AUGAAAGCUAGCGCUUUUCAGGUUUUGAAAAACAACAAUCAUAUUCAUGGUGGAGGAUCUGGAGAUGCACACUUUGUCUGCCAAGAAAAACAGACAUUUGGAAUAGCCGAUGCUGCUGGUGAUUCUGCUAAAGGCAGCAUAUACGAUCAAGAAUUGAUGUGCAACUGUUCCAUUGCGCUUCCUGGUCAGUCUCAAGGGGCUGUUGAUCCAAAAAGAGUCCUCAAAAUAGCCUAUGAAAUUACCAAGCCUAAAGGACCUUGUACGACUUGCCCUAUUAAUAGUAGAGGCAACAGGUUGCAUUGCCUUGCUAGUAUUAGAGGUAACAAGUUGCAUUAUGUCAGCAUAGGAGAGUCGAUUGAUGUUAAAUUCUCAGUUAAAAAACGAGGAAAAUCAACUGAAGAUUUGGCUCGUGCCACUGCAGAGUUAGCAUAA
Dovyalis caffra is the source of this 432-nucleotide messenger RNA. NCBI's taxonomy places the organism in Eukaryota, Viridiplantae, Streptophyta, Magnoliopsida, Malpighiales, Salicaceae. The record is from the annotation of a GenBank genome assembly.